AUGGAUGUGAGGUUCUACCCCGCGGCGGCCGGGGACCCCGCCGGCCUGGACUUCGCGCAGUGCCUGGGGUACUACGGCUACAGCAAGUUUGGAAAUAAUAAUAACUACAUGAGCAUGGCCGAAGGGAACAAUGCUUUCUUUGCUGCUGGUGAGCAGACAUUCCAUACGCCUAGCCUCGGGGAUGAGGAGUUUGAAAUCCCACCGAUCACGCCUCCUCCAGAGUCAGACCCCGCCCUGGGCAUGCCAGAUGUACUGCUACCUUUUCAAGCCCUCAGUGAUCCACUGCCUUCCCAGGGAAGUGAAUUCACGCCCCAGUUUCCCCCUCAAAGCCUGGAUCUUCCUUCUAUUACAAUCUCAAGAAAUCUUGUGGAACAAGAUGGCGUGCUUCAUAGCAGUGGGCUGCAUAUGGAUCAGAGCCAUGCCCAAGUCUCACAAUACCGUCAGGAUCCAUCCUUGAUCAUGAGGUCCAUCGUGCACAUGACCGAUGCUGCUCGCUCUGGGAUCAUGCCUCCUGCUCAGCUCUCCACCAUCAACCAAUCUCAGCUCAGUGCCCAGCUGGGGUUGAAUUUGGGAGGUGCCAGUAUACCCCACACAUCUCCUUCACCCCCAGCAAGCAAAUCGGCCACUCCCUCCCCUUCCAGCUCCAUCAACGAAGAGGAUGCUGAUGAAGCCAACAGAGCCAUUGGAGAGAAAAGAGCUGCUCCAGAUUCUGGCAAGAAGCCCAAGACUCCAAAGAAAAAGAAAAAGAAAGAUCCCAAUGAGCCACAGAAGCCAGUGUCAGCAUAUGCCCUAUUUUUUAGAGACACACAGGCUGCAAUUAAAGGUCAAAACCCCAAUGCCACCUUCGGAGAGGUCUCAAAAAUCGUAGCCUCUAUGUGGGACAGCCUUGGAGAAGAACAAAAGCAGGUAUAUAAAAGGAAAACGGAAGCUGCCAAAAAAGAAUACCUGAAGGCCCUGGCUGCAUACCGGGCCAGCCUCGUUUCUAAGGCUGCUGCUGAAUCAGCAGAAGCCCAAACCAUUCGAUCUGUCCAGCAGACCCUGGCGUCGACCAAUCUGACAUCCUCCCUCCUUCUCAACACUCCACUGUCUCAACAUGGAACAGUAUCCGCAUCACCUCAGACUCUCCAGCAAUCGCUCCCUAGGUCAAUUGCUCCCAAACCUCUAACCAUGAGACUCCCCAUGAACCAGAUUGUCACAUCGGUCACCAUUGCAGCCAACAUGCCCUCGAACAUUGGGGCUCCACUGAUCAGCUCCAUGGGAACGACCAUGGUUGGCUCAGCCUCCUCCACCCAAGUGAGCCCUUCCGUGCAAACCCAACAGCAUCAGAUGCAGUUGCAGCAGCAGCAGCAACAGCAGCAGCAGCAGCAGCAGCAGCAACAACAACAGAUGCAGCAGAUGCAGCAGCAGCAACUCCAGCAGCACCAAAUGCAUCAGCAAAUCCAGCAGCAGAUGCAGCAGCAGCAUUUUCAGCACCACAUGCAGCAGCACCUGCAGCAGCAGCAGCAUCUCCAGCAGCAGCUCAACCAACAGCAGCUGCAGCAGCAGCUGCAGCAGCAUCUUCAGCUGCAGCAGCUGCAACACAUGCAGCACCAGUCGCAGCCUUCUCCUCGGCAGCACUCCCCCGUCGCCUCUCAGAUAACAUCCCCCCUCCCUGCCAUCGGAAGCCCCCAGCCAGCCUCCCAGCAGCACCAGUCACAAAUACAGUCUCAGACACAGACUCAAGUAUUAUCGCAGGUCAGUAUUUUCUGA
Cynocephalus volans (Philippine flying lemur) is the source of this 1749-nucleotide messenger RNA. It is a transcript of the gene TOX3, whose product is annotated as TOX high mobility group box family member 3. Gene Ontology annotation, molecular function: chromatin DNA binding. NCBI's taxonomy places the organism in Eukaryota, Metazoa, Chordata, Mammalia, Dermoptera, Cynocephalidae. Bases 1 to 1749 code for a protein of 582 amino acids. The transcript has 7 exons. Gene Ontology annotation, biological process: regulation of transcription by RNA polymerase II. The record is from RefSeq and is a predicted model, not a curated record. Gene Ontology annotation, cellular component: nucleus.